AUGCACCUCCAUGGGCGGCUCGGCUGCGAGCACGCGUACCCCGACGAGCUAAAGGACCUCACGCCGCUCGAGGAGAAGCUCAUCUCGCUCAACUCGUGCUACGGCUUCGUGACGAAGUAUAGCAUCCCCGGCGGCCAGAGGCAGAGCGUGAGGGCCUGGCUGCAGGUGCUCCCGCACCCGCUGGUCCGGGUCAUGGACGAGAUCCACGUCUCGUGCCAGGGCGCUGAGAGGCCCGGGCCGCGGGACCUAUCAGGCCUGCUGUCGGAGAACAACCCGCUCUACGGCGAGGUCGAGAUCGACGCGGCGGAGAUAGCCAGCUGGGGCGCCGCCGCACGGACCCCGCCGAGGAGCCGCGACGUCGGGCUCACGUGCGAGGACGACGACAGGGACGGCGCUAGGCCCGAAGAGGACGGGGACGUAAUCAAUGAGGUAACGUCUUCCGGCAUGUUCCCGUUAGAUGGGGCGCCAGAUGUGGCCGACGCCGAGAAGAUUCGCUUCGCCCGCGACGCGGUCGGGCCCGAGGCGCGCCAGCCCGAGGACGUGGGUAGGGACGGCGGCCAGAGGGCGGCGGGCGACGGCGGCGACGGCGAGCCGUACAUACAGGUGCGACGCGGCGAGGAUUUCGCCGACUCGGCGGACGCCUCCUUCUUUGCAAAGGCUUUUCCGACCCUGUUCCCUUUGGGCGCCCAGGCGGAGCGGGUUGCAGAGGGCCUUAUGUCGACGCGGAACAUGAAGCUCCAGGCAUGGGCCGACGUCGUGCUGCGGCGUCACGGCGGCCGGUUCGCGACGCACCCUAUCUUCGCCUUCCUUGUCUUUAACAUGGGCGUGCGGUCUAAGAACCGCCAGGCCAGCAUGCUAGGCGCCGAGCUCGAGGCCACAGGUAAGACUAGCGACGACGGGGUAAAGCUCCUCCGGUCCCUCUCCGUGUUCGGCUACCGGCAGCCAAUGUCGAGGGAGAGCCGCCUUAGUAUGCGGAAGAAGAUACUAUCCCUCAUCGUUAGUAAAGUUACGGCUAGCGGCGCACCGCGGCCGCGACCCCGCGAGGCCGAGGCCUUCCUAAGUGACCUAGGGACCGCGUAUAAGCGGACGCGGCUGGCCAUAUCGGACCCGAUGAGCUCGGCCGUCUUCUUCCACCGGGAGAUGACGCUCUUCUUCGAGCACUACGUCAACGUCGGGGAGGAGUCGGUGUUCGGCCACGUCGGCGCAUACUACGGGGCGGUAGAGACCAACGAGCGAGGCGCCCUCCACAUCCACGGGCUCCUCUGGCUAAGGGCAACGCGGGCAUUGGCGACGCGCUCGCCGGCCCGGACGCGGAGGAGCAGGCGGCGUACCGGGCGCAUCGUCCGCUACGUAGAUAGCGUCUUCUCUGAGGAGCUAGACGCAGAAGGUUACUGUGCCAUGCAGGCAGAGCGGUCGGCCACGGCGGACAUAUCGUCGCGGCUCGACGACGUCGCGCGCUUCACGGACACCUUCGACGAGGAGGCCAACUUCUGCGCGGGCGCGACGCAGAUCCAUACGCAUAGCGCGACCUGCGCGCCGUGGAGGUUGGUGGAGAGGACGGCGCUGACGGCGGACGGGGUGCUCGAGAUCCGGCGGACGCAUAGCAUGGUGAACCGGUGGAACAGGGCGAUGGCAGUGGGGCUACGACACAACCACGACAUCUCGUUCAUCGCGACGCAGCGCAAGACCAUGGCCCUAAUCUACUAUAUUACUAACUAUGCGACGAAGGUAGAGGACCCGGUGUGGAAGCGUGUGGCCGCCGCGGCCGAGUUCCUUCCUGUGCUAGAGCCGACGGGAGAGGGCAACAGAAGUGGCGCCGACCGCGACGGGAAUAAGACGAGAACGUUCCUGCUUAAGGCGGCGAAUCGAGUCUUUACGGAGCGGCCGCUGUCGCAGGUCGAGGUGAUCGCGCACCUCCUAGGGUACCCGGCGGAGUUUAGCAGCGGCUCAGCGUGGGCGUAUAUAAACGCAAACCAGCUCUACUGGGCCGUCUUCCGCCGGUGGCGGCACCUCCGACGGGCGAGCGGCGCCGAGGCGACGGGCGACGCGCCGGACGAGACGGCGCUUAGGCGGCCGGGUUGCGGGGCGACUGUAUGCGUCGACGGAUACCUCAGCAAGGAGUUCAGCGAGGAAGACGACGAGUCGUGCCACCGGAGGGCGGCGGUGCAGCACCUGGCCCUAUUCGUGCCGUGGGAGUCCUCGGCGAGGAGGCAGGCGACAUUAACAACAUCUGGGCACGGGCGCGGACUCCUCCGGCGGUCGGCGGAGGACGCGAAGCGCGACGCCAAGCAGUGGGCCGCCACGGCCGAGGAGGGCGGUAUGACGGCGCCGCAGGCCGACGACGAAGGCAGGGGCGGCCGAAGGGGCGAGGAGGCAUACCGCGCCGGCGGGGCGGGCGACGCGGCUCGGCUCAUCGACGUCGUCCGGAACGCCGCCAGCGCGGGACAAGUCACGGCGCAGUCAACAGAGCUGCUAGCGAUGACGCAGCAGCUCUGCCGGUUCCAGCAGUCGGCGCUCGGGUCGGCGGCCGAGCUCGCGGCGACGGUGGUGGCGGACGAGAGGGCAGGCAGGCGGGUGAACCUACCGGGCUCGGCGCUGUCGGGGGCGGCACUGCCGCGGCAAGAAGAGGUGCGGGCCAUCAAGUCGCAGCAGAGGAGCGCGGCGCGGGGCGGAGCGGGCGAUCCAGGGCAUCCAGGGCGGCGGGGCGGCGGCGGGCGUCGGGGCCGACGCGGCGCGGCCCUUCGCGGGGUGAUGGGGGGCUUCGGCGAGGACGACAUCGACGUAACGGCGGCCGACGGCGACGCAGACGCAGGCACGGCGGCGGGGCUCACGCUCAACGAGAAGCAGGCCAUCGCCCUCCUAAUCGUGUGCCGGCAACUCGACCGAAUCCGGCAGGGCGACGACGCAGGCGGCGACGGUGGUGGCCAGCUCUGCCUAUUCAUCGGCGGCGAGGGCGGCACCGGCAAGUCGCGCGUCAUCGAGGCGCUCGUCGAGCUGCUCGCCCGGAGGACCUAUCGAGCCGGGGCGGCCGGGCGGGAGGGCGACGAGGACAUUGACGGCGUACGGCUGGCGGGCCAGGGCGAGCGCUUCGUCGACGGCCGGUCGCGGAUGGACUGGCAGGAGAAGGAGGUGCUGGUGAUCGACGAGGUCAGCAUGCUCGGGGCGCGGACGCUGCACGCCGCCAACGAGCAGCUCUGCCGGCUGCGGGGGUCGGCGCGGGACUUCGGCGGCAUCCCGGUAGUGAUCCUCUGCGGCGACUUCCACCAGUUCCGGCCGGUGCAGGAACGGUCGAUCCUGCUGCCGAGCGCGGCGGUGGCGUGGGACGAGGACGGGGCGUUCGCGGCCGAGCAGCGGCGGCAGCACGACAAGGCGCACGCGCUGUGGCGGCGCUUCACGACGGUCGUCAUGCUGACGAGCAGAUGCGGGCCGCCGGCGACCCGGAGCUGCGGCGGCUGCUCGGGCGGAUCCGCCGGGGCGAGCAGGACCGGCCAGGGCGACGACAGCGCGACGCCGGUGCCGGCCGUCUUCCUCUUCGUGCCAGGCAUGCCGGUCGUCGUGAACCAGAACACGCACCAGGGGCUAAAGCUUGUGAACGGGGCCGGGUACACGGCGGUGGACGUCAUCCCCGACCGCGCCUUCCCCGGCCACCGCGUCUCGGCGGAGCUCAUCAUGCACUUCGGGCCGCCGGCGGGCAUCGUGCUGGCCUCGGAGACGACCAAGGACUUCCACUUCGUCGGGAUGCCUGCCGGGACGAUCCUGCUAACGCCCAUCAGCGUCAAGAUCACAGCGCAGCGGAAGCGGCCAUGGCAGCGCAACGACGUCAGCCGGAGGGGCCUGCCGUGCGCCGCGGCCUUCGCCUGCACCGACUAUAAGGUGCAGGGCGGGACGCUAGAGCGCGUGGCGCUGGAGCUGCGGGGGGCGAGGAUGACGACGGUCGAGGGGGGGCGUGGGAACCGGGUGCCUGAGGAGAUGACGGCAGCGCAGGCCCGGCUAGAGGAGCUUAGCAGGCAGACAACACAGGAGGCGGCCGACUGGCUCCGCAGGUAA
This is a messenger RNA of Hirsutella rhossiliensis, 4047 nucleotides long. Its product is annotated as PIF1-like helicase domain-containing protein. The record is from RefSeq and is a predicted model, not a curated record. NCBI's taxonomy places the organism in Eukaryota, Fungi, Ascomycota, Sordariomycetes, Hypocreales, Ophiocordycipitaceae. The transcript has 17 exons. Gene Ontology annotation, biological process: DNA repair; telomere maintenance. Bases 1 to 4047 code for a protein of 1348 amino acids. Gene Ontology annotation, molecular function: DNA helicase activity.